AUGACGAUAUACCUGACCUCGAUUAGAGCACAGCUUCUGCCAUCCAAGAGGCACGCUUCUGCAAUUACAGUACAUGUACCUCCCUACUUUCCCGAACCAGGUUUUCCUAGAAGGGGUGACCAGAGAUGGAACAACGCCAAGUGGAAAGGUGGGAUGUCAGCACACGGUCACGGGUUCCUCAUGGUUGCCGAGACAAUACGGGAGCAUCGUCAAGAUCCACCUUCAUACCUUGGAACUGAUGCUGCGCUUUCCCAUUCUGGAAGUUUGGACAUGUUCCUUCAAGACGGACCAUGA
Messenger RNA from Neurospora hispaniola, 294 nucleotides. RefSeq lists its product as uncharacterized. Lineage: Eukaryota; Fungi; Ascomycota; Sordariomycetes; Sordariales; Sordariaceae. Bases 1 to 294 code for a protein of 97 amino acids. The record is from RefSeq and is a predicted model, not a curated record. The transcript is spliced from 6 exons.